Messenger RNA from Spirometra erinaceieuropaei, 1410 nucleotides. The record is from the annotation of a GenBank genome assembly. Lineage: Eukaryota; Metazoa; Platyhelminthes; Cestoda; Diphyllobothriidea; Diphyllobothriidae.
CCCCCCCCCCCCCACCCCCAAUAUACGUCUGCUUUUGUCACCAAACUGACAAAUAAUCAUUAAAAUACCGUUUUCCCAGACUCUUUGGGCCACUGCUUAUGGACUAGAAUCCUUCAUUCCUACUUUUUGUGUCUGUUGAGCGUGCCUGUCCUCAAUGUGUUUUCCGUUGCUGACGCUAGGGGCCUAUCAUUUUUAGCGGCCUUUCCGUUCAUUCUAUCGGCAUAGUCUGUCCUCAGCUCUGAGUCACUAAGGUAUAUGCGAGUUGAACGCUGGUAAGUUGGGCUCACUGGUGUUCUGCGCUACGGCGUUUUAAUCACAACAAUCUUCCCCGACGUCUUUUGGCAUGCGAAUGAGUUAAUGACGUUAAACAGUUCGCAUGGGAUCAUGGAACAGACUUACCAAAGUCACAUAUUCCCGUAAGACAAAGUUCACAGGUCCUUUAUGGUCGUUCGUCUAGAUCCUUCCUUUUAAGGCGCAUUCACGUUGACCUCUUAGUGGUAUCUCAAGAAACUUCGUGCUGGUUGGUUUAAAAUAAUUACUUCAAAAUCUGUGUCUCAUUGAUCUGUUUUUGUACUGGGUACCUCAAAUAUUAGUGUGCUUUGUAGGUUUUUAUCCGGGAAUUAAUUUCAAACGCCAGCGAUGCUGUUGAACGUCUAAAAUUCCUCCAAACAAGCGGCGCUGCUGUUCCUGGCCAAGGACCUCUGGAAAUACACGUUCAGACAUUCGAGGAAAAACGUCUCCUAGUUAUUCAAGACAAUGGCAUUGGAAUGACAGCCGAAGAAAUGGAGACUAACCUGGGCACAAUUGCAAAGUCGGGAAGUCGCGAAUAUGUGUCACGAAUGAAAGCGGACCCCAAAUCAGCUACCGAUUCCGCAAACAUAAUCGGACGAUUUGGAGUUGGCUUUUACGCCGCCUUUAUGGUGGCCGACGAAGUACGCUUAACUAUGAGGUCUUUUUUGCCUGCUUAUUUGAAAGUCUUGAUUCAUUGCUCUGUUUACUUCUUUAUUUCCGUCAUUGCCUUUAAGGUUUUUAAGAUGACGGCCCUGUGGAAUUUUGAAUAAUUUUUCUUUUAUGGGUCUGGUUUUCUAGGUAGAGGUUUUCUCGCGCAGCCAAAGUUCGCCUGAAAGUUAUGCUACUGGUGGCCAUGUUUGGAACUCGAAGGGAAUCACAGGAACGUUCGAAAUAGGAAAGGCUGAUAACGUCUCUCCUGGCACGAAAAUAGUCUUGCAUCUCAAAGAAGACGCGGCUGACUUUUGCAAGGAGCCGGUUGUUCAGUCUAUUAUUCGAAAAUACAGCAACUUCAUUGGAGUGCCAGUGUAUCUAAACGGCAAGCAGUUAAACGUUGUUGAGCCUCUCUGGUGUAAGGAUCCUUCUAAGGUAAGCACUACCGUUUUACCAAUAUACCCCUGA